GGGGGAGGUGGGAACUAUGCGGCUCCUGGUUGGCUGCUUGCGGGCUCGGUCCCGAGAGCCUUUGUCGUGCGUAUGUACCUACCUAAUGUAAGUUGUUUGGGUUUGGUCCGCGGCGGGCGGACGGCACGUCCCCAGCUUGAGAUCCGAGACAUGAGGUAUGGUACAUGGGCAAACAAGGAAUGCUGCGGGUCGGGGUUGAGGGGGGUUUUUCUAAGAGCGGAGGGUGUGACGGAGCACUGAGGAUGGACUUUUCUUGUCGGGGUUUUGGAGUGCUGCUGGGUUUGGGUAGAGGUAUGGCGUCGGUGGCAGAGAUGCUGGUCCUUGCUUGCUGUAAAAGAAGAUGGAGGGUCGCUCGUUUUUCUUUCGGUUGAGGUUUCUUGUCUUGCUUUUGCUCUUGCGUGUCGCUGCUUUCGCCCUAAUUGCUUUCGAAUUGAAAUCUUCGAGGUUGAGAUUGACAUACAUACACACAUGACAGGGCUUCGUGUGUUGCUUGAUGUGGUCUCGUAUCGAUGCUCGUAUGAAUGAUCUGAUAAGAUCAGACCAUAUUAUUAAGAUUUGGCUGGAUUGAUUGAUUGAUUGAUCGAUUUAAUAUUGGGUUAUUGCCGGGAGUCGCACGUCGCUAUGAAGGUGUCAGAUGUUUUGGGCUUAUGUCUCGCUUUAGCGGUUCAAGCAAAUGCUCAAUUCCCGUACUUCGAGGCUGGUGACGAUGGUGAAGGCAUCACAUGGGGAGGCUGGGGUAGUGGAGGCGGAAGUGAUGGCGGCGAUUCUUCAGGGGGAUACGGCUCCUCGUCCGGCACAGAUAGCGGCUUCGAUGUGUACCCAGACUUCGACGUCGAGAAGGUGGUGAAUUAUGGAACAGCCCACGGCGUGAUGGCAGCCCUAUGCUUCGCGGUAUUAUUCCCAGCCGGCGCAAUCCUCAUGCGCAUCAUCUCAGGCCGCCACGCUUGGUGGAUACACGGGGUAUUUCAGGUCAUCGCCUACUUCCUAUACAUCGCCGCCGCGGGUCUCGGAAUCCAGCUUGUACAGAUGAUAAAGAUCCCAAACGGGUCCAGCUUGUUAGAAAUGUCCUCAACGAACGCACACCCCAUAAUCGGCAUCGUCAUCCUCGCCGUCCUCGCCCUCCAACCACCCCUCGGCGUAAUCCACCACUCGAAAUUCAAACGUCUAGGCCGCCGCACCGCAUACUCCCACCUCCACCUAUGGAUCGGCCGACUGACCCUAACCCUGGGCAUAAUAAACGGCGGUCUAGGCCUUCGACUCGCGCAUGCAGAGAAGGGCGUCAUCAUCGCGUACUCCGUUGUCGCGGGGCUCAUCUGGCUGCUAUGGCUCCUCGUUGCCGUGCUAGGCGAGUACCGUCGACGCAGCGUGAGUCGUGGACAGAACCGCGGGAGGGGUUCGAGUGUUGAGACGCGCGCUUAUGUGGCGGAUCUGCCACCACCGCGUGGUGGUAUGGGGGUACCGCAGGCGAUUCCGUCAGCUAGGGAGACGAGGAGAAGGAAUCGUGAUGGUGGGUAUGAUGGUGCGGCGGGCUAUGAUUAUAAUCGGUAUAGCCAUCGCCAGAACGGGAGCUCAGACGAUCCGAGUCCCCCGUAUACCCCCGGCCCGUUGCAUACCGUGCCGCCCGGGUAUACGGGUGCGGUUGAGGGUGUGGAGAUGAGGCCGGUGAAGAAUUCGACGAGGGGGAGCGGGUCGAUGUCCUCGUUUUCGUCGGGGGUGCCAAGGGAUGAGGAUUAUAGGGUUUGAGAACGAUGAGAAGGGAUUGAUUGGGUGUGGGGAUGAUGGGAAAAGGGGUAGUGGGUCCGAAAAGGGGGCGAGGUAGAGGGGUUGUAACAGUUGAGGAAGGUUUACCGACGACUUCGACAACUUGGUGCCCUGGGAGGUAUCAAUUGGAUGAAUGAACUUGGUAUAUUUUCCAGGUAGAUGGGGAUAUAUAUAAUGUUGCCUCGGUGGUAUUUUAUUAACGGAGAAGAUUAGAUGUCGAAAAUGUGGUUUACUCAUAUAUUUUAACGAUUCUGUUUUCUCCUCUAGGUACGUGUCGAUGUUUUCAUAGGUGAAAAGUCAUCAUAUAUGACAUGGCCGGUGUAGGGAAUGUCGGUAUUUUCCAUCACGAGACAUUAUAUAGGGUUGGAUACAUACAAUACCUGUCUGUAUGUUCAGGUCAAGCCCCACUGACACUCGUGGCGGGGGGAUCUUGACGACCUAGCUAAGAGUAUCAAGUCAGAUGCAC
Molecule: messenger RNA, 2227 nt
Organism: Annulohypoxylon maeteangense
Lineage: Eukaryota; Fungi; Ascomycota; Sordariomycetes; Xylariales; Hypoxylaceae
Exons: 3
Coding region: 622-1743 (373 amino acids)
Source: RefSeq, a predicted model, not a curated record